Molecule: messenger RNA, 1009 nt
Organism: Vavraia culicis subsp. floridensis
Lineage: Eukaryota; Fungi; Microsporidia; Pleistophoridae
Product: aminopeptidase 2
Exons: 2
Biological process (GO): proteolysis; peptide catabolic process
Cellular component (GO): cytoplasm
Molecular function (GO): peptide binding; zinc ion binding; metalloaminopeptidase activity
Source: RefSeq, a predicted model, not a curated record
CUGCCAAUCACUUUUAAUGGCCGAGUGACCACGAAAAUGGAGGGCUUCUAUUCGUCAGAGUACGGGACAGACCAGAAGAUGUAUUCCACCCAUUUCGAGCCAACGGAUGCUCGAAAAGCGUUCCCGUGCUUUGAUCAUCCAGCAACGAAAGCCACAUUUGACAUCGAAAUUACUGCUGAUAAGGAUUUUACCAUCCUAUCGAAUAUGAGCGCAAAGGACGAAGUGAUCAAAGGCACCAGAAAAACGGUCACCUUCAACAGGAUGAAGAGGACCAGCACGUACUUGAUUGCGUUUGUGGUUGGCGAUUUGCAGAAAAUUACGAAGGGUCGUGUUUCGGUCUAUUCGACCUACGAUGUGGACCAGGGAAUGUAUGCAUUACAUGUUGCCGACCAGGUGCUGCAGUUUUUUGAAGAGUACUUUGGGAUUGAAUACCCGCUGGACAAGCUUGACAUGGUGGCAGUGCCAGAAUUUUCAAUGGGAGCCAUGAAGAACUGGGGUUACAACGAGGCAAACCUGCUGUUUAACAAGGACAAGUCAAGCAUGACGCAGCGUAGGCUGAUCACUGAAACAGUGGCGCAUGAAAUAGCGCAUCAGUGGUUUGGAAACCUGGUAACACCAAAGUGGUGGGACGAUUUGUGGCUUAACGAAGGGUUCGCCACCUGGGCAGCCGCACUUGGCUGUAAUGCAAUUAGGGAGAAGCAAAAGAAUGAUCCCAACAUUGUAAAUCCCACAAACACGAACGAAUUGCUCAUUGAUUGGGAGCCCUGGGUAUCAUUCAUCAGUGAUGACUUGAACAGAGGAAUGGAAUUUGAUACACUCGAUUCAUCUCAUCCCAUCAAGGUUCCUGUCUACCACCCCAGUGAAAUCAACCAAAUAUUUGACGCGAUUUCGUAUUCAAAGUCGGCUUCGUUGAUAAGAAUGGUAGAAAACUAUCUGGGAGCAGAGGUCUUCAGGAAAAAGAUAGGCAAGUAUCUGCGAAAAUACUCGUACGGUAAUGCUUCUAGCGAAG